AGGAGCAAAGCAAACACACCGCGUACGACACGAACACGUCACUCGCCGGAGACGUUCUUCUGCCACAUACUCGCUCAGCGUUUAGCCAGCGGUUCGCAGCUGGCUGCUCAGAAAUGUCACGUUUUCGGGGAAACGGGAGACUUCCGCUGGUUUGUUAAAGAUCAUGAUGAAGCAAAGCGGAAUGGAGCCGUGGAAUAAGCCCAACCCGCCUCGCUCAGUCUGAUCAAUGAAGUACGUCAACUGAAGCCUGAAGUAGAAGACGAAUUGCACCAUGGGAAGGAUCAGCUUUUCGUGCCUCUUCCCAGCCUCUUGGCACUUCAGCCUGUCGUCCCAGGUUCUUCCUCGGCUCCUCGUCCCUUCCCUCAGACAGCUGCUCUUCAUCGGCCUGGUGCUCUGCCUCAUAGGACUGCUCUACCUGCUGCUUGUCACGGGAAAGGGCCACGCCAGCUGGAUCAGGAAGGAAAAUAAUUUCCACAGGCACUUGGCAAGGGUGACUGAUGUGGAUGCGACGGAUACCAGCAACCCCGACCUGAACUACGGCUUGGUGGUGGACUGUGGCAGCAGCGGCUCUAGAGUAUUUGUUUACUGCUGGCCCAGGCACAAUGGUAAUCCUCAUGAGCUGUUGGACAUCCAGCAAAUGCGAGAUCAACACCGCAAGCCAGUGGUAAUGAAGAUCAAACCGGGUAUUUCUGAAUUGGCUAAAACACCAGAGAAAGCCAGUAAUUAUAUUUAUCCACUGCUGAGCUUUGCAGCCGAACACAUUCCCAAAAAUAAGCACCAGGAAACCCCUUUGUAUAUACUCUGCACAGCUGGAAUGAGAAUCCUACCUGAAAGUCAGCAAGAAGCUAUUCUCGAGGAUCUGCGCACCGACAUCCCAGUCCACUUCAACUUCCUCUUCUCCGACUCCCAUGUUGAAGUCAUUUCUGGAAAACAGGAAGGUGUCUAUGCAUGGAUUGGAAUAAACUUUGUCCUUGGAAGGUUUAACCAUGUGCACAAUGAUGGGGAGGCUGUAGUCGAGGUUCAUGUCCCGGGCAGCGAUCAGCAGGAGGCUCUGGUGAGAAAGAGGACUGCCGGUGUCCUGGACAUGGGCGGGGUCUCCACACAGAUUGCAUACGAAGUGCCCAAAACUGUAAGCUUUGCUUCUCCACAACAGGAGGAAGUUGCUAAGAACUUACUGGCGGAGUUCAAUUUGGGAUGUGACGCACAUCGCACAGAGCAUGUUUAUCGUGUUUAUGUGUCCACCUUCCUGGGUUUUGGAGGAAAUGCAGCACGCCAAAGAUAUGAAGAAAGCCUCACCAGAAAUACUGCCACUCGAAACAAGUUCUUGGGUCAGCAGAUUGGUGAGACAGCAGAGUCUCCCCUCCUGGACCCUUGUCUGCCCGCAGACCUGCAGGAUGAGAUUGGUCCAUCUGCACAGAAGCUCCAUCUGCGAGGCACAGGAGACUUUGACCAGUGUCGCCAGAUUCUCCAGCCGUUCCUCAACCACACAAAUGAGACCCACACCUCCCUCAAUGGUAUCUACCAGCCGGCCAUCGACUACAGUAACAGUCAGUUCUAUGGCUUCUCUGAAUUCUACUACUGCACGGAGGAUGUGCUGCGCAUGGGCGGGGAUUAUAAUGCUUCAAAAUAUAUACGGGCUGCUAAGAGUUACUGCGCCACCCAGUGGAAGACUCUGAGAGAGCGCUUUGACUCUGGCUUGUAUGCUUCACAUGCUGAUCUCCACAGACUGAAGUACCAGUGUUUUAAAUCAGCUUGGAUGUAUGAAGUAUUACACUCAGGCUUCUCUUUCCCGGCCAAUUACAAAAACCUAAAGACGGCGCUGCUGGUCUAUGAUAAAGAGGUCCAGUGGACUCUUGGCGCUAUACUUUACCGAACACGGUUUCUGCCUUUGAGGGACAUCCAACAGGAAACCUUGAAAGGAGCUCACUCUCACUGGCGGCACAACUUCUCCUUCGUCAACAACCACUACUUAUUCCUGGCAUGUUUCUUCAUUGUGCUGUUGUCUAUUAUGUUGUACCUGAUGCGACUCCGCCGCAUCCACCGGCACGCUGCCCAACGCUGCACCACCUCCUCCAUACCGUGGUUGGAGGAGGGCCUCAGCUCACCCACACUUCCAUCACCCUCUAAACUAUUCAGUACUGAGAUCUAGACAAAAGAGGAACAUUGUUUGUGAGCCCUCAGGCUUGGCUGAGCCAAUGUUUGUAUUUAAUUUAUUUAGUUUGACAUGAAAAUGUAUUUUUUAUAUGGAUACCGGUCACACCUUUGCAGCUGCCUAAAGGUGACUUCUACUUAAAUCAUAAAAUUAAUAAAGACAAACACAUCGGUACUUUUCCCGUAAAGGGAAUCUUCCAUACCCAAAUAAAGUAUCUAAACUUUCACAAAGUUUGACAAAUAUACCACAGUGGCGAUUUUUUUUUAAAGUGUGUGUGGGCAUUUGCCUUUUCUUUAUGCCUUUUUUAUAUGUGCAACAUCACAUGUUUUUCUCUUUUUUCAAAUACGGAAACCUGAAAUGCAAUACGAUUCAUAAUUAGUGGAAGAAGCACUUUGUAAUGCAGAUAGAAAUAAGAAUGCACAACGCCUCUCAGCUGGAAUGGUCUUUUUUUUGUGUGCCUGUGACUAUCACAUUUUUUUUUUUUGCCUCUAGUGCAAUACAUGUCUUGACACUGUUGGUAAAUUCUCCAAAACCUAUCAAUUCUUUUUGUAUAGUAUCAAUCUCUAUUGAAGCCCUACUUCACGUUGGGUGAUCUGAUUAUCAUGUUGGAUGCUGUUGCAUAAACUGUUGUUUACGUUGGGCUUCAUUUUCAGAAGCUAUCAUAUCACUGCUGCGAGGGGAUUGUAAAUGAGGGCACAUUUAUCUGUCCCGUUAUUUAUAUGAAAAUGGUGUAUUGAAAUGUUUGCACAGAUGAAUGCAAAAUAAAUAUUGUCAAAUUUCAAUUAA
Pleuronectes platessa (European plaice) is the source of this 2938-nucleotide messenger RNA. RefSeq names its product ectonucleoside triphosphate diphosphohydrolase 4 (gene entpd4). Gene Ontology annotation, cellular component: membrane. The record is from RefSeq and is a predicted model, not a curated record. Gene Ontology annotation, molecular function: nucleoside diphosphate phosphatase activity. Gene Ontology annotation, biological process: nucleoside diphosphate catabolic process. The transcript has 13 exons. NCBI's taxonomy places the organism in Eukaryota, Metazoa, Chordata, Actinopteri, Pleuronectiformes, Pleuronectidae. The coding region runs from base 272 to 2149 and encodes 625 amino acids.